UCAUUAUUCAGUGUCGGUUUGUACUCCGUCUACAUCACACGCAUUUAAUAACAAACAAUGUACACAAACAAAUAAAUUUAUGUGAAUUGACCACAAAUAAAACUAAUGUUUUGAUUGUGACCGCGACUUCCUAGCUAUCUCCGGUUUAAUAACCUUGCGUCAGAGGAUUUUUUUCUGCGAUACAACAUCUAUUUGAAUUUUCCUUGUUCAUAAACAAGUGUCAAGAUGAGAUUACUUCUAGUUAUAUUUUUAGUUCCGUGUGUACUUUGCGGUACAAAUUAUACAAUUACUCAGGAUCUGUUGGAGGAAGUGUUUGGGAAGCCUCAAAGUAUCCUUGCAGCAGCCCCGCCCUCAUCGAUACUGCUACAGGACAGCGCGAGCGGUAACUCAACCAUUGAUCUUGGCGAUCUGGACUCUAUCGAUGUUUAUACACCUUCUGUUGCCGAUUAUGACAGAUUUGACUGGACUCUCACUAAGCGUGUAGCCGGGACAUCCAACGAAAACUUCCUAAUCUCACCUCUGGGUCUAAAACUUGCGCUAGCCAUAUUAACGGAGGCUGCAUCUGGACCCACUCAGGCUGAAAUUGCAUCAGUGCUUGGUUUGGAUUUAGACUACAAAACGGUUAGACAAAAGUUUGCUGCCAUUCUCGACUCUUUACAGACUAAGUCAUCGCAGUACAUCCUAGAUUUAGGUAGCAGAAUAUACGUAGGCGCAUCUGUACAGCCCAGACAAAGGUUUUCAGCGAUUGCCCAACAGUUCUAUAAGACUGAAAUUACAACAUUGGACUUCAGUCAUCCAAUAUUAGCUGCACAAAAGAUUAACGAAUGGGUAAACACUACCACACAAGGAAGGAUUCCUAAUUUGGUUGAUAUAGAUGACGUAGAAGGCGUGGUAGCCCUUGUAUUGAACACGCUAUUCUUCAAGGGUACUUGGUGGCAUCAAUUUACGCCUAAUGAGACGCAUUUGGACAACUUCUAUUCGAAUGCAACGACUAAGAAACCUGUAGAGUUCAUGCAUGUCAAGAAUAAGUUCUAUUAUACAGAGUCUUUGAAGUACAAUGCGAAGAUUUUGAGGAUGCCUUAUCUGGGUCACAAAUUCGCCAUGUACAUCAUAGUACCCAAUUCCUUGACGGGUCUGCCAAUAAUUUUCAACGAUAUUAGUGGAUUAAGGGCGGAAUUAUCUCAUCUCAAGGAACAUCUAGUUGAUGUCAGCUUACCCAAGUUCCAAUUUGAGUAUACGUCAGUAUUGGAUGGAGUACUUAAAGAGCUUGGAAUCAGACAAGCGUUCGAAGACACAGCGUCAUUCCCAGGAAUAGCAAGAGGACAAACUUUAAAACAAAGAAUGAAAAUUUCUAAGGUUCUGCAAAGAUCUGGUAUUGAAGUCAACGAGCUAGGAAGUGUAGCUUAUUCAGCUACCGAAAUAUCGCUCGUGAACAAAUUCGGUGAAGGAGACGAGCCAACCGCCGAAUUAUUUGCAAACAAGCCGUUCAUGUUCUUUAUCCAAGACGAGCCAACAACACAGCUGCUUUUUACUGGACGAGUAUCCGAUCCAACACUCGUUGAUGGCGCUUUAAAGAAACACUCCUUAUUCCUCCUACAAAUCAGUAAAUUUGACUGCCUAGAUGGAGGGUCUACAGAUUUCUCUCGUCUCAAUUUCUUCGAUAUCGAUUUGCUACGAUACACGGCAGAAGACAAGCCAGGCAAUAUUAUGGUCUCUCCGGCCAGUAUAAAGUCUAUUUUAGCUAUGGUGUUAGAAGGAGCACAGGGAAGUACAGAGGAUGAAAUAAGAAGUGCACUCAGACUGUCGUCUCAUAAAGACGAAUUCAGGGAACAUCUGAAUGCGUAUCUCUCUUUGCUACGAGUAAACAGUCCAGGCGUAACAAUAAACAACGCAAAUGCAGCAUUUGUGUCGAACAAACUGAAGCUAAAGAAGGAAUUUGGGGUUAUGUUGCAAAAGGUGUACUUCGCCAAUGUUGGAUCAGUGGACUAUAGCUAUCCGUAUAAUGUAUCAGAAACAAUCAAUCGAUGGGUUAGCGAUAAUACGAAGGGGUUAAUUCCUGGAAUCGUGGAUCCUGGCAAUAUAAGUCCAAUGGCGGACAUGAUUCUCGCAAAUGCGAUAUACUUCAAGGGCUCUUGGGCAAAUGCCUUCAAUCCCCAUUACACACGGAGUGGCUGUUUCCACCAUCAAGGCAAGUGCAGGAAUGUCGCGAUGAUGGAACUUCAUUCUGAACUUAAUUACGCUUAUGUUGAUAAUUUACGAGCUCAUGCUGUGGAACUGCCGUAUGAGGGUGGACAAUAUUCAAUGAUCCUCUUAGUGCCUCUUGACCGCGAAGGUUGUGGGCAGCUAAUUCGUGACUUACCCUAUAUGAGCUUACCGCAAAUUAGCAUGCUCUUUGAACCCACAGACAUCAGGCUAAUCAUGCCGAAGUUUACAGUUGAUUAUAGCGAAAAUAUGGUGGGACCAUUGAGAAAGCUGCGAAUUGAAACUCUAUUCACGAGAAACGCAAAUCUCUCUGGAAUGUUCGAAGGCAUCUCUGCCCAAGUGGACAACAUUAUCCACAAAGUGCACAUGUCAGUAGAUGAGAAAGGUACAGUAGCUGCUGCGUCAUCCGUUGCCAUGGUGAUACCGUUAAUUGGUGCUGAGGUUUUGUUACAAGUGGACAGACCUUUUAUAUUCUUUAUACGAGAUAAUAAGAAGGGCUUGGUCCUGUUUGAAGGGAAGAUCGAUGAACCGAAUGGUGUUGAUGAUGCUGAGCUACAAAAGAAUUUGAAGAACUUUGUAUACAAUCAUGGCAGAAGAUAUUCUAACCCCCACUUUUAGGUUUAUCCAAAUUGUAUAUAUAUAUACGUAAGUGAUGAACAUAGAGGUGUUGAAGAUUAAAAAUGUUUUAAUAAAUGAGUUUACCUCUUU
Molecule: messenger RNA, 2910 nt
Organism: Colias croceus (clouded yellow)
Lineage: Eukaryota; Metazoa; Arthropoda; Insecta; Lepidoptera; Pieridae
Gene: serpin-3
Exons: 14
Coding region: 226-2820 (864 amino acids)
Molecular function (GO): serine-type endopeptidase inhibitor activity
Source: RefSeq, a predicted model, not a curated record